AUGACCGAAACAAUUCUUUUAUGGCCUAGGUGGCGUUCAUUAAUUGUUAAUUGGCUAAAACAGCUUAACGUGUUUGAAUCAUACUCAAACGAUGUGGAUAUGAUACGAUUGGAAAGGCGAUCUACAUGGAUUUAUCUGGUAUUAUUGUUGGUUUCCUUGAUCAUUGUAGUUAUUUAUGCAGGAUCUUUACCACGUACUAAAAUCAUUAAAACUUUUCGACCAUCUGAAAAUGAAUUCAAAAAGCUCUAUGGUAAAUUUUCCAAUACACUUAAAUGUCCAUGUUCUCAAGUUGCAAUACAAUAUAGUUAUUUCACUAAUAUUGAUGUUAAAUUUCAUGAAGUUUGUGAAAGUAAGUUCAUUACACAAGAUUGGAUAGAUUCAGUUUAUCAUGUCAAUGUUUCAAUAAUUCCACCAAAUGAUGUUCGAACGAUCAUGAGUAAUUUCUGGCAAUUCAUUCGUUCAUUCUGCAAUCUAACAAAAGAGACAUUUACCGAUGCCUAUACUGACUUCAAUGCUACAAUCUUAUUGACUCCAGUAACUCAAUCACAAUUUUUUAUUGAGACAAACGUUGAAGCGUCACUUAAUUUCUCAGUUACUUCUGUUGUAUCCAAUCUUAAACGUAAUCUAUUCAUUAGUCGAGAAACAACAUUAGUGAAUGGAUUCAUGUCAAGUUUAGCUACCAACUAUCACAUGGAAUCAGUUUAUUAUGCUUCAUCACCAAAUACAGCACGUGUUCAGAGUCGUGCUAAAAUAUUCGAAGAUGGAUGUGUUUGUUCAAAUUUGAGAGGAUGUCCUCGACCAGUUUCUAUUUUCGAUCUUAAUACAAAAUCUAUUGAAACAAAUAUAACUGGUAUGAUAUUCGACUGUUUACUUCUAGACGGUGUUCUUGCCUCAUCACUUGACUGCUUUUAUCAGUCUUCAUGUUUAUCUCUGCUCCAAAAUGAAACAAUUAUUCCAAUAGGGGUACAACCACUUAAUGCUUCGAGUCGAUUCACACAAACAACUACUAUAGGACAACUUCUAAGUGAACUUAUGAUUGAAAAAUUAACAAAAAAGAUUAACUUUUUACACUACUACACUGAGUGCAAUCCUGCAUUUUGCACAUAUUCACAUACUAGCCAGUUUGAUGUACUGUUUGUUAUUACAAUGGUGGUUAGUGCAUAUAGCGGAUUCUCAAUUAUACUAAGAUUUUUAUCUCCAGUUUUGGUCAUGCUGAUAAUUAAGAUAUAUAAGUGGAAAACAAGACAGCAUUCGAUUGAACAUAAUGACAGUUAUCAAUUAACGAAUCGUAUUUUCUUUUUAUUUUCUCGUAAGUGAUAAAUAAUAAAAGAACAGAAUUGAUAAUAUAUUUAAUAUUAUCCAGAUCAAAUGAUUAAUAUAUCAAAAGCUUUCCUCGGGAUCUCCAUUAAUUUCUUUUGUAUUUUAUUUGGCAACAUUAGAGACGAUUAUAGAAUGUUGAUGCAAGGGUUAUAAUCUAUAACGAAAGGAUGUCUGUAAGACAGUGAAAUUGACUCUCUAAAUUCGCAUUCCAAUAUAUAUUUACUAUUUUUAAAACAAUUUUUCAUAAGAAAGUUUCAAGAAAAUCAAUUCAGAUAUGAUUUUUUGAUCGAUCAUACAGUAAUUUUGAAAUUGAAAGUUUUGAGGAAACGCGUGUCUUGGUAUUUUUUUCAAUCAAUUCGUUGAUUGAACUACUCAAUAGGAGCCAUUCAGAACUGAUAGUGUUUCUAGUAUAACCAUUAGUGCGAAUCGAGAAUUCUCUUAAAUCUAUUAGUGAGAGUACUUAGUCAACAAUGGAAGUAGUUGAUUGAUAGACUCUUUAGUUCGAGAACUGCAUAGCUACCUGGCAUUUAACAUAUUUAUUUUGUUAUUAUUUCUUAUUAUAUAUGGGUCUAUUUCAUUAGCAAUACUUUUACGACUUUCAUUUAGGUCAAGCGCUCGUUAAUCAAUACCAGAAAUUGAUCACUAUUAUCCGAUCAACAAUUCAUAAUUUGAAUUUAUUCAAAACUACAUUUGCAAAUGAUGACAUCGUGCGUCGACAACAUAUUACAUCUUGGGUUUAUAUCUUCUGUAUUACUAUUAGUCUUCUUAUAUUGAGUUCUUACUGGUUAUUAUCAAAUCAAAUGAAGAUCGUUACCUUAUCAAAUCCAUCUCUAGCUGAUUAUAAUCGUCUAUGGGUGAUUCAUUCACACAAUCUCGAGUGUCCAUGCUCACAAAUAUUUAUUCCACAUUUGAAUUUCAUUCAUAUUGAGCCUGUUUUUCAUCAACUAUGUUCAAGUAAAAUUACUUCACCGAAUUGGUAUCGAAAUUUAGAAAUAGCUGAUGAUAUAAGGCUUGGGUACGCAAGAACAUUUGAAAUAUCUCUCGGUAUAGAUUACUUUCGAGCACUUGAUGCAUUUUGUUCUUUAGUCAAAAACUUUACUGCUGAUGCUUAUCGAUUGUUUUCAUCUAAGAUAUUUAUAAGCAGUCAAGUUUUACCUGAUUCAUUCUUCAGUAAAGAAAUGGUCAUUUUGACUGAUACAUUCACUGAGUCGACUACUGUUCGAUUCGCUAGAAUCUUCGAGUUCACUCGCAAUAUCAUUCAAACAGAUCAGCUUGCUUCUCGAACAUUUUCAAGUUUCCAAAUGUCAUCACAACCUAACGGUAUACUGUUACCAAGUGAACAAUUCAGCUCUAUACCAAGUCCCAAUUUUCCUGCAGUAGUCCGUUUUGUAUGCUCAUGUUUGAGUGUUGGUUCUCAAUGUGGCUCCUAUGCAUUCAUCUCGAAUUCCAAUACUUCACGAAAUUUUUAUAUAAAUCGAUAUCUAUUCAACAGAUGUCUAUUAACAGAUUCAGUACUCAGCUCAGCGCUCGAGUGUUGGUAUAAUGCUUCUUGUUUUAGUUCUGUGGAAGAUGCAUAUGCUCAAGCAGGAAUCUUCAACAAAUUCGAUGGUAUUCUCAAUGACAGGAAUAUUUUAAGUCGAUUUCCUAUGAAUAGGGAUUUUGGAACAAUGAUGAACGAACUUUUGAUAGAAGAUUGGAUAAACAAUGUUUCUUAUAAUAAUUAUUUCGAUAAAUGUGCUCCAUUGUCGUGUUCCUUUACUAUUGAACAAAGAUUCGAUUGGUUUUUUGUUUUUGCCAAUAUCUUGGGUCUUUAUGGUGGUUUAAGUAUUGGUCUUAAAUUGAUUUUACCCGUUAUUGUUUCACUUAUUCUGUUAACGUUGAGACAAAUUUCAAAUCGAACUCGAAUUCGUCCUGAUUGUCAACUGGCACAAACGAAUGAAAGUGUCAAAUCGAAUAGUGAGUAAGACGAAACAUUUUCGGUGAAGAAAGAUCAGUCGCAUUAUUCGUUUUAGUUCUCUACUAACGAGGGAACGUUCCCAAGUGAUUAAAAGCUUUUGAGCUCAUAUGUUGCCCAUUAGGUAGGGAACCACUAGAUUAGAGAAACCUCCAAAGGAUUCGUGCCCAUAUUGAGAUUUGACAGAGAUAUCGAAUUUUUAGUGGAUUUUUCCUGCUGGACCCUAGUUCUACAGCAAAAUCAUAUUUUCGAAUUUCGACCUGAAACUUUGCCCAAAUGAAGGCCUCAAUCAGAGUAGCUUGUAUAAAAAAUUUCAGAAUUUUUGGACAUUGCAUUUCCAAGGUAUCAAUUUUUGAAAAUAUAGGCACUUUUCUAUAUAUAACAUGGAUACUUUGAAAGAUUGAUACAUUGGAGAUGCAAUGUCCAAAAAUUCUGAAAUUUUUUAUACAAGCUACUCUGAUUGAGGCCUUCAUUUGGGCAAAGUUUCAGGUCGAAAUUCGAAAAUAUGAUUUUGCUGUAGAACUAGGGUCCAGCAGGAAAAAUCCACUAAAAAUUCGAUAUUUCUGUCAAAUCUCAAUAUGGGCACGAAUCCUUUGGAGGUUUCUCUAAUCUAGUGGUUCCCUACCUAAUGGGCAACAUAUGAGCUCAAAAGCUUUUAAUCACUUGGGAACGUUCCCUCGUAAGUAUAAUCAAGGGUAUAGAGAGAGAAGAGUAAAGAAAUGUUAGAUCUCAUUCUUUCUUAUGUAAUAAAAUACUUUGUCGCUAGACAGAAGUUUAAAAUGUACCCCUCGAGAGAAUUCCUUUUCUUCUCAACUGCUCAACCUUCUUCUCUUCAGAAAUUUCAGUGUAUAUGCCUGUUUAACUAUGAUGACACAAAUGUUCGAUCAUUCAAAAUAUAGCUUCUUUUUGUAUGCUGUAACACUUUUCCUUUUUUAGCAAAAAGGGUUCAGUGUAAAGUACAGACAACAUUAUUUUAUUAAAAUAAUGGAAUUUCUCAACACAUUAACUAAAAGAAUUACAGAUAUAUAUAUAUUGAGUAUCUUUUAUUGUCAAGGUUUAAACCUUCGAAGAGAAUUUACCAUGUAAACGGCUUGGUUGAAUUCGUUUAUUUGUUGCUUAGUUCAGAAUACGAGAACUAAUUUGUUUUCGUAUGAUUUCGCUUUGUUUAUAGGGUGUCCAGUAAUUCACUAGAGUUGGAGAAAAAAAUUUGAAUAUUUUCAUGAAUCUUCAACCAAAUGAGCUGAAUUUUUUUUGGAAGGUAGAGGACACGUAGCAGGUUUUAUUCAUAACAGAACAGGUCGUUUAUGCGGAUGAACUCAGCACACUUUUCUUCGCUAUGUAAAUAAGCUAGGCACAAACAUUUGUUGUUCAUAGUUAUAAUGCAAUACUGUACGAUAAUCUUUUCUUUAUUUAUUAGGAAGCAUAGUUGACAUACAAUGCGAUAUUAUUAGUAUGAAAGAAACUGUCCUUCGUUGUUCAAGCAGUCACGAA
Rotaria sp. Silwood1 is the source of this 4765-nucleotide messenger RNA. NCBI's taxonomy places the organism in Eukaryota, Metazoa, Rotifera, Eurotatoria, Philodinida, Philodinidae. The record is from the annotation of a GenBank genome assembly.